AUGGAGGGCGCCAGUCAACUAAGAGAUAGAUAUCUGACAUGUAGCAUUUGUUAUGAAGUCUUCACUGAGCCUAAAACUCUACCAUGCUUACAUUCGUUCUGCGAGAAAUGCCUGAGUGAUUACAUCUUUAGCUUCGACCAAUCAUUAAUGGAGGACGCCCGUCAACUACGAGAUAAAUAUCUGACAUGUAGCAUCUGUUAUGAUGUCUUCACCGAGCCCAAAACUCUACCAUGCUUACAUUCGUUCUGCGAGAAAUGCCUGGAUACUUAUCGACAAUGGUUCAAUGAGUAA
Patella vulgata (common limpet) is the source of this 291-nucleotide messenger RNA. Its product is annotated as E3 ubiquitin-protein ligase rnf8-like. Gene Ontology annotation, molecular function: ubiquitin-protein transferase activity. The transcript has 3 exons. The record is from RefSeq and is a predicted model, not a curated record. NCBI's taxonomy places the organism in Eukaryota, Metazoa, Mollusca, Gastropoda, Patellidae. The coding region runs from base 1 to 291 and encodes 96 amino acids. Gene Ontology annotation, biological process: positive regulation of DNA-templated transcription. Gene Ontology annotation, cellular component: nucleoplasm; chromatin.